Suricata suricatta (meerkat) is the source of this 1032-nucleotide messenger RNA. RefSeq names its product TEX13 family member D (gene TEX13D). NCBI's taxonomy places the organism in Eukaryota, Metazoa, Chordata, Mammalia, Carnivora, Herpestidae. The record is from RefSeq and is a predicted model, not a curated record.
AUGGCGGUGGACUUUGGGGACCACGCCAGCGGGUUCCGCCACACCGAGGUGAUCAGGUUCAUCAACGAUGAAGUCCUCGUGAAUGGCGGAGGUGCAGGUUUCUACAUGGCCCCCAGCUCGCGGCCCUGGAACGAGGUAGAGGACCAGCUUCGGACCGUCCUGGCUGACCCUCAGGUGCCCGGCGCUGUCAGUAGAGCCUGUGCGUGGAGCGCGCUCGCCUUGAGUGUGCCCGUGGGCGCCAGGCAACGGGAGCACCAGGCGCGCCAGGUCCAGUGGCUACAGGACCUAGUAAAUGAGCCCGACAUGGCUGCCUGGGCCCUGGCCUCUGAGCUACAGCGGCUGUGCGGGGAGCGCGUCACACAACUGCGCUCCACAGGGGCUCCCCUGCAGCAGGUUCUGAUCCAGUGUGAUGUGCUUCGUGGGCGGCUGCUCCUGGUGGAGAGGUCAUCCCAGGUCAUCCCGUGGGUUUAUGAAAUUGCCUGGGCCUCGACCCGAGCAACCUGGGGCUAUAGCAUGGUCCUUGAAUGCAGAGCAGCAGAGAGAUGUGGUUGCCAUGGGGUUGCAUGCCCCAGCAGCUGUUCUUUACAUGCCAGGACCCCCAAGUCCCUGGGGUCAGGCCAUACAGCCCCCUCUGCCAGGGCCUGUGCAGAUCGACCACCCUGGUCCAAGUGCUACAGUAGGCUACCAAGAGCUGGUGGCCCCACUGUGGGACCAGAGGAGCUACAACAAGGAAGAGGGUCCUGCAGUCCUCCAGAGUACAGCCCCCUCCCCUUCCCAGGGACAUCAGAAGCUUUAGCCAAGAAGGUCCAGAGUGGCCUCAGGGGAUGGUUCCUGUUCGGGAGAGCUAGAGCCAGAGCCAGCAAGAAGGGUCAGAGAGAGCCCAGGGGACUGUUUCUUUUGGGGAUAGCGGGAGCCAGAUCCAGGAAGAAGGUCCAGAGUGGCCCCAGGGGACUGUUCCUGUUGGGAGAGCUGGAACCAGAGCCAGGAAGAAGGUCCAGCAUGGGCCCAGGGGUUGGUUCCUGUUGGGUAUAG